ACCCUCAUUGAGGUGCUGGUCCACAAACGCUCGGCCGUGACUCGGGCUCCCCAGUGGGCCGCGGAGCAGUGGCUGAUGGUUAUCUGCUUAGGGUCGGAAUUCUGCUUCCGCAACUUCACCAGCCCGUCCGGCAUGAUCGAGUCCCCGGGCUUCCCGGAUAAAUACCCGCACAAUCUGGAGUGCUCAUACAUGAUCAUGGCCCCGCCCCACAUGGACAUCACCCUGACCUUCCUCACGUUCGACCUGGAGAACGACCCCCUCAUGGUGGGCGAGGGCGACUGCAAGUACGACUGGCUGGAGGUGUGGGACGGCCUUCCGCAAGCGUCUCCUCUGAUUGGCCGGUACUGCGGGACAAAGAUCCCCCCAGAGAUCCAGUCAUCCUCCGGGCUGCUGUCCCUCUCCUUCCACACAGACAUGGCCGUAGCCAAAGACGGCUUCUCCGCACGCUACAACAUCACCCACAAAGAAGUCGCCGACUCGUUCCACUGUAGCAGCGCGCUGGGCAUGGAGUCGGGCAAGAUCAGCGACGACCAAAUCACAGCUUCAACCAGCUUCUACGACAACCGCUGGUUGCCACGGCAGGCCCGCCUCAACAACGACGACAACGCCUGGACGCCUUCAGAGGACAGCAACAAGGAGUACAUAGAGGUUGACCUCCACUUCCUCAAGGUGUUGACUGGGAUAGCAACACAGGGGGCCAUAUCCAAAGAGACCCAGAAGGCUUACUACGUCACCUCCUUCAAACUGGAGGUCAGCACCAACGGAGAGGACUGGAUGGUAUACCGACACGGCAAGAACCAUAGGAUCUUCCACGCCAACACAGACCCGGCCGAGGUGGUCCUGAACCGCGUCCCGCAGCCGGUUUUGGCCCGCUUCGUCCGGAUCCGACCUCAGACUUGGAAGAAUGGAAUUGCACUAAGAUUUGAGCUCCAUGGAUGCCAGAUCACAGGCGCUCCGUGCUCGGACCUGCAGGGCUUGAUGUCCGGCCUGCUCCCUGACGCCCAGAUCUCGGUGUCGUCCAGCAGGGACAUGAUGUGGAAUCCCAGCACGGCUCGGCUUGUGGCAAGUCGCUCGGGCUGGUUCCCCGCGCCUGCGCAGCCUCUGGCUGGAGAGGAGUGGCUCCAGGUGGACCUCGGUGUUCCCAAGACCGUCCGUGGCGUCAUUACCCAGGGAGCGCGGGGAGGAGACCCGGGAAGUGGACCUGCCACAGACAACCGUGCAUUUGUCAGGAAGUACAAAGUCGCACACAGCCUGAACGGAAAAGACUGGAACUUCAUCAUGGAUGUAAAGACCAGCCAGCCGAAGUUAUUUGAGGGGAACACGCAGUACGACACUCCGGAGCUGCGUCAUUUUGAGGAGACGGUGGCGCAGUACAUCAGGCUGUAUCCAGAGAGGUGGUCCCCGGGAGGGAUCGGGAUGAGAGUGGAGAUCCUUGGAUGCGACCUUCCAGAAAUCAGCACUCCAACUACGACCACAACUACGACCACGACUCCUACCCCGGAAACCACCACAGUCCUCAACACGACUACAGCAGCCACGCCUCCUUCCUCUCUUGGCAUGUGUGACUUUGACCACGACCUGUGCGGAUGGACACAGGACCCCGGCGCCUCACUGCUCUGGUCGAGGCGCAAACAAUCAUUGAACAAUUACCUGUACCUGGACGUGAGCCUGAAGAACCUGGAGCAGCGCGCUCGCCUCGUGAGCCCCGUGGUGCCGGCCAACGCCGGACCCCUCUGCCUCCUGUUCUCCUACCAGAUGUGGGGGGAUUCCCAGGGCAACCUGAAUGUGUUUCUGCGGGACGACCUUAAUGACGAGGUCCUCCUGUGGUCGCUCCGCGACAACCACACCAUGGUCUGGAAAGAAGGCCGGACCAUCGUGCCGCGCUCCCCGAAAGAAUUCCAGGUUGUGAUCGAGGGUUUCUUUCAUCACAGUACCAGAGGACACAUCUGGAUAGACAAUCUCCACAUGAGUGCGAGCUCCCCUCUGAAAGAGUGCACAGAACCCUUCUCGGCGUUUUCUCCAGAAAACCCAGGUACCAGACACAUUGGAGAUGGGAGACUUUCCAUGGGCAGAGACCCUCUUGGCAGUGGUUUGCAUAUCCCAGAGUGGAACGUGCCCACGUCCCCAUCUUCUGAUCCUCCAGUGACGCACACCUCGGAAAAAGACAACUCGUGGUUAUACACACUGGACCCCAUCCUGGUCACAAUCAUCGUCAUGAGCUCCCUGGGCGUCUUGCUCGGGGCAGUGUGCGCCGGCCUCCUCCUGUACUGCACGUGCUCCUACAGUGGACUCUCGUCACGAUCCUCCACCACUCUGGAGAACUACAACUUCGAAUUGUACGAUGGCCUCAAGCACAAAGUCAAACUCAACCAGCAGCGCUGCUGCACUGAAGCAUGAGAGAAGCGAUGAGGAAAAGAUACAGGCAUUUUGUGAAAGUCUCUCUCUAUUUUCUUCAUCUUUGCCAACUUUAGUGUUCCUCGGUGGUGCAGGUCUCAGUGAGAACUUGUUUGGAAAACGCAGCACCGUCCAGUAUUGGCAGUUGUUUCUGCAAAUUCAUCAACGACUGAGCGACCAGGGUUACCGCCAUGGACUGCUUCCAUUGCAGGGACGAUAGGCCUCAAACACUAAAUAUCAACACAUAUCAAUUGCUGAAUCCUGGGUCACGUAAAGAGAACUGCUUCUAAAUGCGUCAUAGAUAUGUCUAGUUUUGCAACUGGAUACUGUAAACUACACGGACAGAUUUGGAUACAAUGUGUUGGAAAGGUGGUAGGAUAGGAAUAAGAUUAGAAAAGAGUAUUUUUUGAUCACCUGUGAACACAGUGGCCUAGAACUUAGCUCCUUUGUAAGGCCCCUUGACUCUUUAGUUCCUGCUACGCAUCAGCCUCAGUUGGCCCUUUAGUUUCUUUCCCUCUGUGGUAUUUUUAGUUGAGUUUCUACUCAAUCACUUUGUUUUCUUUUGGGCCAGUUGCCAGUCCUGUGGUUAAAGAUAAGUUGGGGAAAAAGAGGUGAAGAAAGUAUAUAUAGAUAUAUAUGUAUGUGUGUGUGUGCGUGUGUAUGGGUGUAUGUAGAGGUAGGGAGGGAAGCAUUCUUUUACUGACGGAAAGGUGUUGUUGUUAGAUUUAGUUACUGAUUCCUGUCAAAGAGAAGGUCGUGUUUACAUUGGCGGCAAAUCAGAAAAGGUCAAGGAGAUUUGGACGGUGCAACCUAUGGAUUGCUGGUUGGGGCAGAGACCGAAGAACCCUGAAGGAAGCGAAUCAAACGAAAGAACGAACAAGACUGUGACUGACAGAGCACUCGAAUUCCCCCGUGCUUCUCCCUCCCAGGAGCUAUUGCUCGCUCUGUGCUUUCAAAAAACAAAAAGAACAAAUGGGAUCAGAAACAAACCAGAGACAUAUCCGAUCAACAGAGCGACUGUGUGCCCAGAUGCACAACAAGCCUUAAAAGCAAAGCGUUGUGUGUGGAAAUGCUGGGGGGGAAGAAAAAAGGAUUGUCGAGGCAACAUCGAGACAUUUUUACACGUGGACCUCAAAAGCCAUGAUUUAAAGGACCUAUUCCAUCUUUCCUCCAACACACACAAGCAUCCACCUCAACUUAUUGGCUAAUGGUGGCCUACUUUGGGAAUCUUUUCUCCUUUUUUUAUCACUGCAUACCAAGGCAAGCUUUUUUUGUCAUUGUUUUUUUUUUUUUUUAAUGUAUUUGUUUUAUGACAUGGUUUUGAACCAGUCAGAGACUUGUAAGCCAUGAGUAAGAAAGAGGACGAACAAGAACGAUCUCAGCAUUCAUUCCUGAGCACAUUAAUACACAGACACCUCACUUGUGCAGCUGAAUGCAGAUAUUUAUGUACACUGCAUAACCUUUUUCUCCAUCGCUCGACGAUAAAUCCGACUAAACAGUCACUGUCAUAAGACAGUUACCAAAAAUUAUUUCCAGUGGCUAAAUGCCAGAAUAAUGAGAAAGAAAAUAAUUUUUAAACUGUGUGAAUUGGUUCACACAGUUCCUUCCACAAGGUUUCCACAAUAGUUUGCUGAUAUUUUGGCCUAUAGCUCAAGACAGAACUGGUGAAACUGUCAGGUAUGUAGGACGUCUUGAUUCCAAACAGCUUUUCAGCUCUGCCCACAAUUUUCUAUGGGACUACGACACUCCAAAACAUUUAGUUUGUUGUCCUUAAGCCACUUUGUAACUAACUUGAUGCUAUGCUUAGCUUCAAGGCCAAUCUAUAAAAAUGUCCAAGUAAUUUUCUUUAAUCAUACUACAAUCUAUUUUGUGAAGUGCACCAGUUCCUUCACUUUUGGAUUUAAUAACCAAAGUUAGUCAGAAAGGUUGUGCACAUUUUUACAACGUGUGUAAAUAUCUGGUUUCAACUGAAUGUACUGUUGUAUAUACAGAACAUUGAGUACACAAUCAACCCGUAAUGUUUGGACACACACAUGCCUGUUUUUAAACACCCACUCCAGCUUAGAAAUGAAAUUCAAUGGAUUCACUGUAGAAGCGCACCCAUCUCAUUCACCCUCACUCUCGCCAUCUUUCGUCCUCGGAGGCCCACAUUGACGGACCCCACUGACUCUCUUCAAAGUGCCUUGGAGCCUCGGGGAUCCAGCUUGCCUUUGGAGCCGGUAUAAAAUAUACUCAUUUGAAACUGACAGUGACAGUCACAGCGCCCUCUUCUGACUGGGAGGGCUAAGAGAAAAAAA
Molecule: messenger RNA, 4691 nt
Organism: Poecilia latipinna (sailfin molly)
Lineage: Eukaryota; Metazoa; Chordata; Actinopteri; Cyprinodontiformes; Poeciliidae
Gene: nrp2a
Product: neuropilin 2a
Exons: 16
Biological process (GO): axon guidance
Cellular component (GO): axon; postsynaptic membrane; glutamatergic synapse
Molecular function (GO): semaphorin receptor activity
Source: RefSeq, a predicted model, not a curated record